UAUUACGACCUUGCUACGAGGCGCGGAAUUCUGAUUCAGUCUUUCGAGUUUUUGUGCCAGAAGUAUUGUAUCCUCAUUUUUACCGUACGUUAACUGUGCCAAGAGAGGUGACAUUGUGUUGAGUUUGUCAGUUAGAACACACUUCCAUCAUCCAUUAUCCCUGAUGCACGCCCGAAUGGGAUGUACUACACAGUGGAAAAACAGACAGUUUCCAUUUGAAGGUGACGCUACUUUCAGCUCUGUUCCGAUCACAUUAAGUGUGAAUCACCGUCUGUCAAUAUUAUGUCACAUUUGAAUUACAUGUGUCGUAAUGGUUCGGAGUUUUUAUACAUGAAUUAUGAAAGAGACGUCGUCAAGCUCAGUCACGGUUGUUGGGAAUAUUCGAAUAACUUGAAUUUUGGCGUACAAUUGGUUAAACACGCCUAAGAUCAUUAGUAACAAAAAAAAUAACAAAACAAAAAAGACGCCAAACGUGUGUCACAUCUUUGAUAGCGCUCAAGACAAAAACACAAUAGGGCUAUGGCAUUGUGUUACAGAUUACUGGGAGGCAGGCAAUUGUGUCGGAGCCUGGUACGCAAUGUAUACUCGCAGCCGUGUCGGUGCAUUACACUAAAAGUAACAAAGAUUGAAUCUCCUGUCAAUGAAACCCACGAUGAGAGAAAUGCUAGGCUGGGUCGGCCACAGUCACCUCACCUUACCAUUUACAAAAUGCAACUAACAUCAAUGCUUUCAAUCACUCACCGAAUGACAGGACUAGCUUUGAGUUUCUACAUGACAACUUUGGGUCUAGGUACUCUUGUAUCACCUUACCGGUUCACUGAUUUCAUCACUUGGAUGCAAGAACUGCAUUUGAAUCCAGCAGUAAUCACAGCCAUGAAAGCAAUGAUGGCGUUUCCUCUGGCAUAUCAUAUAUCUAAUGGUGUCCGUCACUUGGUUUGGGAUUUAGGAAAGGCACUGACAAUAAAGGAAGUGUAUUACACAGGGUAUGCUAUGUUAACUGCAGCAACAAUUGUGACAGCAUGGCUACUGUCACUGUAAUAUAAAAAGUCUUUCCUCAUAACAAUCACACUGGAAGUAGUGCUUGGUGUAGUGUGCUUAAAGAGUAUGCAACAGUAUUUAUUUAUGAGGAGAAUCUGUGUACAUAACACUUUUGUGUACAUAACUGCUUUGCAGGUUCUAACUUCAAUAUUAUUUUAAAAUAUUUGUGAAUUCAAGAAACCAUAGUAUAUGAUUAUGUAAUGGGAGGUAUUGCUUAGGAUAAUAAAUAAUCCACUAAUAAAAUUUACAUGUAUUUCUCUGUUACCAUUGCUAGGCCGAAAAUUUGUUAUUUCCAAACAGCCAGUACAAGUAAAAUUGAACUUUAUGCGGACAGCCAAGGGUGAAGCACAGUCACUGAAUUUCAAACUAAAAGCAGUCAGAAUUUAAUUUCAUUACAACUAUGAGGCAAUCCAAGACUGACAGUAACAUGCCAAGAACAAACACAGCACUGGAAGCAAGGUAGAUGGGCAGCUGCGUGUGAUAACGAGCCAGAGAGAUAUAAGAUAUCAACACACAAAAGGGGGCCUUGUGUAUUCUGAUGAUGGAGCCGUUGACAUGGACCACAAUUAAAAAUAACAGGAAGACAGCACAUCUGGUUAAAGAGAGAGUGUGGGACAAAAGGGAGAAACAGAGAUAGCCUUCUUGUGGGGCCAGCACUGCAUCGUCUAAAGUCAAUGAAAGGCUUUGGUCACAAUGUGUGACCAUAUUGAGAGGAGCAGUCUACUCCUGCAUUCAGCCUGUCAGCCUGUGAAGAACUGCUGGACAAUAAUGCAAAAAU
This is a messenger RNA of Schistocerca gregaria, 1816 nucleotides long. RefSeq names its product succinate dehydrogenase cytochrome b560 subunit, mitochondrial (gene SdhC). The coding region runs from base 520 to 1038 and encodes 172 amino acids. Lineage: Eukaryota; Metazoa; Arthropoda; Insecta; Orthoptera; Acrididae. Gene Ontology annotation, cellular component: membrane. The record is from RefSeq and is a predicted model, not a curated record. The transcript is spliced from 5 exons. Gene Ontology annotation, biological process: mitochondrial electron transport, succinate to ubiquinone; tricarboxylic acid cycle. Gene Ontology annotation, molecular function: electron transfer activity; succinate dehydrogenase activity.